AUGAAGCGCCCCCAUGGUUUCAAAUCCCGACAGGCCAUCAGACGCUCGUUCAAGGGCGAGAAAGACCACAAGUCGCAUGUCUCGAUCACGCCCAAGUCGGCGCUUGCUAUCCUGCCCCCCAAGAAGGUAGGUUCGCCCUCUUCGUUGUCUCGUCCGGCCGUCUGGCCGUCUCGCUUCUUGCUGCUCGCGCUCAACCCCCUCGCCCUACCCCUGACCGGUGGGCGGCGGCGGCGGGCGGUGGAUUCCUUGCAGAGGCCCGCUCCAUCUCUCCUAACUCUCUCUUUCUUCUGCUUACUUCCAUACCUUGAACAGGUUAUAAAAGCGCUCUACGACUACCGCCCGGCUUCCGAUAAGCGAGAGGAACUAGCCUUCAGCAAGGGAGACUUCUUCCACGUCAUAAGCAGGGAAGACGACCUGAACUGGUACGAGGCCUGCAACCCGCUCUUCCCCAACGCCCGCGGACUCGUGCCCGUAGCAUUCUUCGAAGUCAUCGGCAAGAACCAGCGAGACAGCGGCGACUCCCUGCAUGCGCCGCCAGAGCAGUCCAGACAGGCAGCGCACGACUCGGGCUUCGCGGACAGCAGCCAGGCCACGCCAGAAGCAACAAACACCACCAAACAGGCAGCCCAGUUCCGCAUGUCGGCCUUAGGGAAGGGCUCGGGGGCCAUGGUCUACGGCAUCGUCAUGUACGACUUCAACGCCGAACGCCCGGACGAGCUCGAGGCCAAAGCCGGCGAGGCCAUCAUUGUCAUCGCGCAGUCGAACCCCGAAUGGUUUGUCGCAAAGCCCAUCGGUCGAUUGGGAGGGCCGGGCCUGAUACCGGUUUCCUUUAUCGAGAUCAGAGACAUGUCCACGGGGAAGUCUGCUGCCGACCCACUCGAGGCCGUCAGGCGCGCUGGCGUACCCCGGGUGGAGGAGUGGAAGAAGAUGACGGCCGAAUAUAAGAAUAGCUCGAUUUCGUUGGGCAAGUUCGAGAACGGAGCUCAGCAGGCGGCCGCGGAUCUCGAGAGGAUGAGUCUUAACAAUUCACGUCCCAGCGGGAACGACUAUAAUCAUCAACGAAACCCGAGCAAGACGCAGCAGGCUUAUCCACAGCAGCAGCAGCAACAGCAGCAGCAGCAACCACAAGCCUACCAGCAGCAAGGCCACUACCAAGUCCCUAUUCCGAUCCACGCAUCGAUCCCACGGUACUGUUUUGAUAACGACAAAUACUGGUAUGUCGUCGAAGUGCAGAUGGAAGACGGUAGGUGGUGGGAGCUGGCUCGAUACUACCACGACUUCUACGACUUCCAGAUCGCCUUGCUCUCCAAGUUUGAAGACGAAGCUGGCAACAGGGGCGGCCAACGCACUCUCCCAUUCAUGCCCGGUCCCGUAACCCAGGUCACAAACGCCAUAUCCAACGGCCGACGACAGAGCCUAGACGAAUACGUAAAGCAACUGCUCGCCAUGCCACCGCACAUCUCGCGCUGCCAGCUCGUUCGCCAGCUCUUCGCACCACGACCAGGUGAUUUCGAAAUCGAUCCCGCCGUCAUGUCGGACGAUUACCGACUCUCCAGCGGCUCCCAGCAGUCUUCAGGCCACAACCCAUCGCGAACCGCAUCUCGACAGUCCUCCCAGGGGCAGAUGAACGGCGCCAACCCAGCCGGCCACCAUCAGUCCCAACGACCAACCCACCAACGAAGCCAGGGCUCAGUAUCUCAAACACCAGGCUAUCCUGGCCAGCAGCAGCAAAAUCAGGCCCCAUCGAUGUCCCGCCAGGGAAGCUCAUUCAAUAACCAGAUGCCCUCUUCCCAAAGCGCAGGCGCAAUAAAGAUCAAGGUCUUCUUCCAGGACGAUAUCAUCGUUAUCCGUGUUCCGGACGACAUCGGCCUGCGACAACUGGUCGAUAAACUGAGAGAUCGUCUCAAGGUCGACGAAGGAAUGGUAGUACGAUACAAGGAUGAACCGUCCAACUCGUUCGUCGAACUGCUAAACGAUAUCGAUUUGGAAACUGCAAUUCGCCGAAACGCCAAGCUGAUGCUCUACGUCAGUAUUGCAUAA
Messenger RNA from Arthroderma uncinatum, 2040 nucleotides. RefSeq names its product protein kinase activator Bem1. The record is from RefSeq and is a predicted model, not a curated record. Gene Ontology annotation, molecular function: phosphatidylinositol binding; protein binding. Gene Ontology annotation, cellular component: mating projection tip. NCBI's taxonomy places the organism in Eukaryota, Fungi, Ascomycota, Eurotiomycetes, Onygenales, Arthrodermataceae. The transcript is spliced from 3 exons. Bases 1 to 2040 code for a protein of 679 amino acids. Gene Ontology annotation, biological process: conjugation with cellular fusion.